This is a messenger RNA of Argiope bruennichi, 2146 nucleotides long. RefSeq names its product dnaJ homolog subfamily A member 2-like. Gene Ontology annotation, molecular function: ATP binding; Hsp70 protein binding. The transcript has 10 exons. Lineage: Eukaryota; Metazoa; Arthropoda; Arachnida; Araneae; Araneidae. The coding region runs from base 93 to 1319 and encodes 408 amino acids. Gene Ontology annotation, biological process: protein refolding; response to heat. The record is from RefSeq and is a predicted model, not a curated record. Gene Ontology annotation, cellular component: cytoplasm; cytosol.
UCUUUCUCUUUCCAGCAUCUACUAGCAUUUUGCUAGUACAUUCCAUUUUAUAAUCUGCGUUGAAGUGCAAAUAGCCAUUGUUUUUAGUUAAAAUGGCAGAUACCAAAUUGUACGAUUUAUUAGGAGUAUCCAGGCAUGCGAAUGAUACAGAAAUCAAAAAGGCAUACAGAAAGCUAGCCAAAGAGUAUCAUCCCGAUAAAAAUCCUACUGAAGGAGAAAAAUUCAAAGAAAUUUCAUUUGCAUAUGAAGUCUUGUCUGAUCCCAAAAAGCGUGAGAUUUAUGAUCGCUCAGGUAUCAAAGGUCUUCAAGGAGGUGGAGAUGAAGGUGGAAUGGCUGCGGAUGACCUUUUUAGUCAUCUCUUUGGUGGAGGACUCUUUGGCAUGGGUAUGGGAAUGGGUGGAAGUCGCAGACGUAAGCGUGGUGAAGACACUGUUUAUCCCUUGAAAGUUACUCUUGAAGAAUUGUAUAAUGGAAAAACUUCCAAACUAAAUCUUAACAAGACUGUUAUUUGUAAAGCUUGUGAUGGGUUGGGUGGUCGACCUGGAGCUGUUAACAGAUGCCCAGCAUGUCAAGGCCGUGGAAUAAAAGUUACUUAUCGACAGCUAGGACCUGGUAUGGUUCAGCAUAUGCAGGCAGCUUGCCAAGAUUGUAAUGGAGAAGGUGAGGUUUUGAAUGAACGUGACCGGUGUAAAGUAUGCAAAGGCAAAAAGAUUGUUCACGAGACCAAACGUUUAGAAGUACAUGUAGAUAAAGGAAUGGUUGAUGGGCAGAAGAUAUAUUUCAGAGGUGACGGUAACCAACAGCCUGGAGUCGAGCCUGGUGAUGUGAUCAUUGUUCUACAGCAGUUGCCACAUGAACGCUUCCAACGAGAUGGCUGUGAUCUGUUUAUGACUCAUAGUUUGACAUUAACUGAAGCUCUAUGUGGGUUUGUUGUGGUCAUUAAGCAUUUGGAUGGUAGAGAUUUAGUUGUUCGGCAACAACCUGGAGAAGUUAUUAGUCCUGGUACUAUUAAAGGUGUAGCUCAUGAAGGAAUGCCUGUCUACAAAAAUCCAUUUGAACGAGGGAAUUUGUACAUUAAAUUCAAUGUAACAUUCCCUGAUAAUCACUUCACUGAUGUAAAUAACUUGAAGCUUCUUGAGAGAUUUUUACCUCCAAGGCCAGUGUUUGAAAUGCCAACUCAUGAAAAUGUAGAAGAGGUUGAUUUGCAUGACUAUGACCCAGAUUCAUACAGGGGUGCCAGCGGUAGCCGUUCAGAAGCUUACGAUUCAGAUGAUGACGAGAGAUGUCGUGGGCCUGGUGUACAAUGUGCGCAUCAAUAGACAGUUCCAUUUAGUUUAAUUGUACUAUAUUAAAGAACCAUUUUUAAAAAGUGAAUUCUUGGGGAAGGUAGUGAACCAACAGUGGCGGGAUAUUUAUGUGCAGCAUCCAUUUUAUUUAUGCUAUCCAUUAUUUUUCCUGUGAAGCAUGCACACUUUAAUAUUUGAGAUAAAGAAGGAAAAAAAUGAGUUUCUGUAAAAUAGUACUGAAUUUAUAUAUAAUGAGUUCUUCAUACCUCAUUGGAAAGUUAGUUGUAGAAAGUGUAUGCGAUUUGUAAUCAUCUGAUAGCCGCUUUUGUUGGUUAGUCUUGACCCAGUCUAUCAUGUAUGACUAAUUAAAUGCACUUCAUGAGUUCUCGAUUUCUUAUGUUUUUAUCUUUCAAAUUUGAUCUACAUAAGAGAACUCCAAUAAAUUUUUUAAAUUCCAGAAUUUUCAAAUUUGCUAUCUAUAUUAAAAAUGUAUUAGUAUCUGUCAAAUUGCAUCUUAUUUAAUAAGUUCUUGUACAGUUGAAUUUUCGUCAUGUAUUGAGUGUGUUUGAUAUCCUUCCAUUUAACAUGUGUUUAUAUUUUAUCUGAAAGUGAGUUUCGUGUUUCUCUGAGCUUUAUAUAGAGCAAGAUUUUUUAUUUUCUUCUCCAACUAUAUUUUUGCUGUCUUUCUGUGAUGAAAAAUACAGUUGAACUUGGAAGAUAAUGCUGCAAUGAAAAUAUUUGACAAAAAGCUCAUUACCUUUAAUGUUAAGCUUCUAAUAAUAAAAUUAAAUUUAAUCUAUGUUAUUUGCAAUAGUUAUGUUUACUGAUAAUUAAAUUGAACCUGUCUGGACAUUUGAGAA